Molecule: messenger RNA, 2168 nt
Organism: Caenorhabditis angaria
Lineage: Eukaryota; Metazoa; Nematoda; Chromadorea; Rhabditida; Rhabditidae
Source: the annotation of a GenBank genome assembly
AUGUUAUAUGGCACUCUACCUAUUCCGAUUUCAAGUGUCAUAAAUUCAACACUUCUUCGAUAUGACUUGGUUCCUGAUAGUCUCAGGUGAGUUGCUAUUAAUUUAUGCAAUUCAAACAAUUAUUUAAUAAACAGUUCAUCAAUUAUUACCGCAGCAAUGAACGGCUCAGGAAGUAUUGGUGGAAUCAUUGGAAUAUUCUUUCUAUUACCUUUAGCCGACACAAAAGGUAGAAAGUUUGUAUCUGUAAAAAUCAGGUAAUUUUUCUAAAUCAAAAACAUUCAGUAUAUUGUUUAAAACUAUCUUUAGAUCAUUUUGUGGAGUUUUCGGAUCGGUCAGCUUCCUACUGUCUGCAUUAUUAGGAUCCGCGGAAUUUUAUUGUCUAGCAGAAAUAUUUCUUGGUUCUCAAAUAACUUUGCGAGUUAUCACAACUGCAAUUUAUAUCAGUGAAUGCUCACCGGAUCAACAUAGAGGUUUUUGAUUUAUUUAGAAAAAAUGAGCUCUAUCUCAAGUUUAGGAUUUGCUACAUUUUCAUUAAUGUUAACUGAUUCAUUAGCCGGUAUCGUUAUGUAUUCAAUCGCUUCGCCAAAUAUUCUAGGAACUCCGGAAAGAUGGUUUGUAUUCCCGCUGUUAACUUUGAUUAUGUAAGUUUUAGCUGGUAAUAUCAAUUGAAAGAAUGAAUAUAAACUUUCAUCAACUUCUCAAUAUACAUUAAGAAAAUAGUUUUCUUGUGAAAGUCAAUCCAACUCCAAGAAUGUAUUUUCAAUUUUCAGAUCGAUUGUGUGUUUCUUGUUGACAAGGAAUAUUCCAGAAUCACCGAAAUGGUUGGUUGGACAAAACAGAUUGGAAGAAGCUAGUGAAAGUAUCAAAUAUUAUCAUGAAAUUGAAGAUAUUGGUUGGUGAUAUUUUCAGUCUCGUGUUUUAAUUUUUAUUGUUCCAGAUGACGUUUUGGACUCAAUGAUUCGUGAGAAACACCUAACUGUUAGCGAAAAAAUAUCAAUCAAACAAGUUUGGAGUGAUGAAACAAUGCGAGAAGCUUUUAAAAUUGUAACCUGCGUGUAUGUUUUUAUGAUGUUCACUCCAUCAAUGGCUGAAAAUCUUUAUUCAAUGCAACUUCAUACCGAUGCUGGUCUUUCAAUUGAUCAAACUUUGCAAGUCACUCUCAUUCUGAAUAUUAUUUUUGUGCCUGGUUUGUUAUUUGGAACAGUGUUUGUUGACAAAAUUGGAAGACGUAGAAUAGUUAUGAUUGCUGGAUUUGUCAUGUAAUAUAUUUUUAUAAUUCAGAAUAUAUUAUAAAAUUUAAGUCAAUAUUUUCAGGAUUUUCAAAACAUGGUUGAUGUCUGGAACUGUAAUUAUAUCAAUGAUUCAACCAAGUUUACUGACAACUAUUUUGAGUAAGUGUUUCACUUUAUUUCAAUUUAAAAUAUUCAAUUUCGUUUUUUUUUCAGUUCUUAUAUGUGAUGUUCUUAAUCGAAUUCAAUUGAGUACUGGAUUAUUAUCAGUUGGGCCAUUGUUGCUUUCUGAAAUUUUCCCACCUUCAGCUAGAACUGUAGUAGCACAGGUAUAUAAAUUAUUUUCUAUAAAAUUGUGUACAAGGUCAGAGUUUCUUUUUCAGAAUAUGGCAGUCUUGACAUUAUUCACAUUCGUACCAUUCAUUGUUUUCUUCCCAAUAAUCAGAAAUUUCUUCUUGCCAGCAUUUUAUGUUCCAUUUAUGAUUUCGCAACCACUUAUGCUUCUAUAUUUGUAUCGGCAUUUACCUGAAACAAAACAACGCGCAGUUUGUGAUAUCAUAGAAUCACUUGACUAUGAAGUUGCUUCAAGAGUGAGUUGGACUUUUUCGGUAUGAGAGAUUAUUGAUUGAUGUUUUUUCAGCACGCGACUCUGAUUAUGGAUGAAAAAGCGCCAUUGUUGAGAAAACGGGUGAGUUCUUAUGUUAGAGGUAUACAAAAUAAUUUAGAUGUGUUCAUAACGAUUUACUGAUUUUUGGUUUCCUUUGCAGUAGCCUAAUUUCAUUUCAAAAAACCUUUUGCAGUCAGCCACUUCUUCAACCGUCGCCAAAUCGUCGACGAAGUUUGCUAAAAUUCACAAAUCGGGUUUGUCAAUUUCCCAUAGUAAUUUUUUAUAAUUAUUUUUUUCAGGCCAGCUCAAUGGAUAAAACAUUCGUGUUCUAG